Molecule: messenger RNA, 3119 nt
Organism: Octopus bimaculoides (California two-spot octopus)
Lineage: Eukaryota; Metazoa; Mollusca; Cephalopoda; Octopoda; Octopodidae
Product: protein regulator of cytokinesis 1
Biological process (GO): mitotic spindle midzone assembly; microtubule cytoskeleton organization
Cellular component (GO): cytoplasm; mitotic spindle midzone; spindle
Molecular function (GO): microtubule binding
Source: RefSeq, a predicted model, not a curated record
AUUUACUUCCAGCUCCUCAAAUUCAAACUGACCAAUUGUAAAGCUUGUUGAGCGUCACGUGACUCUAUUACCUAUUAGUUGAAUGGAUGGCGACGACGUUAACUGGCACCAAAUUUAAAAUUGCGAAUAUAAACGAAAAUAUGUCCGCUGAUACCUUAUCUCAGGUUCUGAAUGAGGUAGUAGAGACUUCCUUACAGCAUUUGGAAAGUAUAUGGAACGAGAUUGGUUUUGCGGCUGAUCAACGAAGUGAGCGAUGUAACAGUGUGUUGCGGCAUGUGGAAAGCCUCUUUGAAGAAAUGGUGCAACAGGAAACUGAUGUGAAAGAUAGCCUUAUUGGGAAAAUAACAGAUAUUAAAGAAAAGUUGAAGGUUCUCAGCAAAGAAUUAGCAGUUUCUGUAUAUGAACCUGAUAGCAAGCAGACAAUGUUGCAAUGUCGCAAAGAUCUACUCCAUCAUCUUGAGACAUUGACAAAGCAAAAACACACACGUAUGGUGGCUCUAAAAAACUUAAUAGAUCAAGAGAAGAUCUUGUGUGAUCGCACAAAAAUACUUCCUUUCCAUAUAUCACAUAGCACUGUUCCUUCAGACAACGAUCUAUCUGAAUAUGAGAAACAUAUUGAAGAGCUGACUAUUGAGCAGAAUAAACGUUUUGCAACAUUUACUAUUAUCAGAGAACAAAUUCAAGAAGUCUUUAAACAGAUAGAUGAUAGUCCAUCCACUGUUUUCGAGAGACAGGCUUUGGCUGAUGAUGAAAAUGAUUUCAUCCUAUCUUCUGAAAAUAUGACUGCUUUGAAUAAUCUACAAAUAGAGGUCAUUGAGCGCAAAGCUAAAGCAGAAGAGAAACUACUUGCAAUGAAGAAUCGUUUAAAUGUUCUUUGGCAACGUCUGGAAACACCUGCGGAAACUCGUGAAGAAUUUUGGGAAAAACAUGAGUCUUUGAAACAAGAAAAUCUUAAAACUGUGAGUGAAGAAAUCCUUCGUUUGGAGGCUCUGAAGCACACUCAGAUGGAAAAGGUUGUGACGAGCAUGAAGCGAGAGUUAGAGCGUUGGUGGAAAGUUUGCUUCACUCCAAACGAAUUGAGGGAUAAAUGUUCUGCUUACAAAACUGAAGGUGUUUUCACCGAUGAAAUUGCUGAUGCUCUAGAAGCGGAAAUUAACAACCUUCAAGCUUUUUAUGAGCGACACAAGAACCUUUACAGUCAAGUAAAGCAAUGGGAAGAAAUACUGGAGGAGUAUACUGUUCUCGAGAAAAAGGCAACUGAUCCUAAUCGUUUUAACAAUCGGGGUGGAGCUUUACUUCAAGAGGAAAAAGCUCGCAAAAGAAUUAUCAAAGAGUUGCCAAAGCUAGAAGCUAACCUCCAGGAAUUGAUCAAUAAUUGGGAAGAAGAACAAAAAUUAAAGUUCUCAAUUUAUGGAAUGGAGUUCUCAGAAUAUGUUUCACAGCGCUACAAAACAAUUCAUGAUGAGAAAGAGCGUGAAAAAGAACAGCGACAAAAAACACGGGCCCUACAGAUGGAAUCAGAUAUUAAAUUUGGUACCAAACCAGCUAUCACUCCAAAGAAACGAGGAGCCCGAAUGCCGGUCACACCAUCUAUGUUGGCAAUGAAUAAAACUCGAAGGCGAAGUCAGUCGACACCAAAAGGCAAGGCAAAGAUAAUUGCUGGAGUGAGGACACCUUUGUCAGUUACCCGAAUUAACACCACCAACAUGAAUGUCACAACAAAAUCAGUAACACCUCGUCGAAAAUCUAAUCGUUAUCGACCAUGGGACAAGAAUGCUGACCGUACCAACAAGCUAUUGCAUAAAACAAUCAGAGGAGGUGUACAGAAAGAUGCUAGUUUUGGAUCAACUGGAAGCUACAAUGAAUUUGCUAAAACCCUGAAUUCAGUGGAGCGUAUGAACUAUCGAAGUAGCAUUAUAGAACCUGCCCAGUCUGCAUGUCCUGCCAAAUCUAAGCUAACCCCCAUAUCACAAUCAGUUUCUCAUACUCCAAAGUCGAAGCUGGCAAAUGCACCACGAAUGCCAGCUCACACGCCAAUGUCAACACGACUGUAAACCUUUUUGUUUUGCAAUUGCCACUUAAAAAUUAGCUUAAGCAUUAUGAUAGUAUAAAUGUUAGUUGGUGAGGAAACUUCACUAGAAAAUAACUAAUGCACAGCUUUGCUGGUUAUCAUCGAAAUUGGCAAAUUAUAUUUUUUUCUGCUUGGAUUAUGUCAUGUAUUAUGCUGUAUAUAGUCAAAUUUAGAUCUGUACAUAAAUCUAGAAUGUAUAUAUUGUACAUCACUUAUUUUGCAGACAGUUUCACCUUUCUAUCACAGCAUUUAUAGUAUCUUAGGAUUUCCUUCAGCCUUGCUUCAUAGGCUAGUGUACAAAGCAAAUACUUAUUGCUUCUAUUUAAUUUUAGACUCACUAUACUACUGCAAUGAUUGUAUGUGAAUUCAUGGAUGUGUUGGUGUUUGAGAAAGACAUUACUAUUUAAAACAAAUAAUUUCAUCCACAUUGUUUUUUUUUUUACUUUCAAUUAUUGUCCAUUUUUCUUUCGCUAGUAACUAGAUGUCAUUCUUAUCAAUAUUAUUUAUAACCAUACAAAAUAUACCUACAUACAUAUACAAACUUGUGCUCCUUCUUGCUGCUUACUCCUGCUGGGGAUAAUAGAUUCCCAGAAUAUUGUUUAUAUUAUUUGUAGUUUAUUUCACUCAUGUCUGCCAUUACUUUCAUUGUACAUAAUAAUCAUUUGUAAAGGUUUUGAUGAAGCCUUAUUUUUAUGAACUGGUUUUUAAAAUUUUUUUUUUUUACUUUUUGCAAAGUAAGUGGUCUAGUUUUGAAAGAAAGAUGGGGAUGGCAUAAAAUGUCACAAAAUGAUAAGAAAAUAAAUGUGAUGUUUUGAUUUGUUUUAUUGGUCCUGAAAAUGUUAUUCUUUACUCUGUGAAAUGGAUUUUUUUUUUUUUUUGCUUUUUCGAACACUAUCUGUAAACUGCAAGUUUUCAGAUAAAUACAAUCCUAAUUGUGCACAAGUCUUAAUUCUUGUAUUUAGACUGAAACUUUUGAGAUUGAAGGAAGAUGUGAUUUUUAAAAUUAAAUUUUGUAACAGAUCUUUUGUUUUACAAGUUUUAAUAAAGG